UGUCAAGGCGACAGCUCGGAGAUGCUCGCUGGCUGCCUCGGUGCCGACUCUGACCACUCUGACCCCGCACUGGCAGCGUGGUGACCGGCUGCCCAGAGCUCCCGCUUCCCCUGCUGCGGCGGGGCUGGCCCCAGCACCCAGAGGAGAUGUCCUCCGGCUGGUGCCGUUGGAGCCUCGGCUCCCUCCUGCUGCUCCUCGGGAGAAACCUGGGUAUCCAUGUCAAAAUCCAUCAGGAUUCGGUCAAUGGCACCGUGGGUGAGUCUGUGCUGCUGCCCAUCUCCUACAGGUUUGAUGGUGCCCCUUGCUUCCCAGUGUGGAUUCUCUGGGCACUCAAUGACAGCCAGGGCCCGUUCACCACCUGCACGGUGUACAACUGCUCCCUGGGUGCCAGAGGCACUCCCAGCUCCUGCUUUGCAACUUGUUUCACCUACGCCACAUACCAGAGCCGCACGAAGGUCUUUCCGGAGAAUGGGUCCCUGCUGCUGCAGAACCUGCAGCUCAGCGAUAGCAGAGGCUACACUGUCACGUUCAGACCACCACCCCAAACCUUGACCAUCACCCUGACGGUACAUGAGCAGCCUUCCAGCCCACCGCCUCCAGAUGAGAGCAGCCAAGGCCGUUACUAUGCAAUUUGGAUUUGUUCUUCAAUCUUCCCCCUGCUAUUCCUGCUGUUCUACUGCACAAGGCGCCGAGGUGCAGCUCGGCAGCAGAAGAGGAAAGUCAUUAAACAACAGCAGGUCUCCAGCAUGGAGGAGGCCCACGUGGAAAGCGCUGCAGUGGGGAACGUGGCAACCAUUUAUGCCACAGUUGCAGACAGGUUUGAACAGUCACAGCCAAGACCAACACCAGAGGUCAUGUAUGCAUCUAUAACUGCUCCUGGUCCCCCAGGGCUGGACCCUGGCCCCUACCAUCUCCUGGUUUGACUGUGGGAGCUGCAGGACCAUCGCAGAAGGUAGUUGUGCCUCAAAGCAAAGAGGAUGUUUUUGUCACUGAUGCUGCCUGUGCUGAUGCUCCCCCUCCAGCAGCUCUGCAUGCUAAGCCUAGGCUGUAAAGGGCUGGGAGCAACAGAGUACAGAAAUGCAUUAGUUUGCCUUGAACUGCAGCCUCUCUUGAAUUUGAGGAGGUGAGCUGGUUUUAACUCCUGCUUGAGGCUUCCUUAGAGUACAGAGCCAUCCAACAUAAGAAAUGCCUAAGGCAAAGGCAAAUCAAGAGUUUGUCUGUGGGAAGUCCAUAGACUCACCUUGAUUUACGGGGUAAUGGAGAACAUCAAAUAGAUUUUAGUUGUGUGUCCCAAGUUUACUAUCAUAUUGUUCCUUGUCAUAUUAAAAGAAUGUAUGAAGAUA
Falco peregrinus (peregrine falcon) is the source of this 1343-nucleotide messenger RNA. RefSeq lists its product as uncharacterized. Bases 147 to 923 code for a protein of 258 amino acids. The transcript has 5 exons. The record is from RefSeq and is a predicted model, not a curated record. NCBI's taxonomy places the organism in Eukaryota, Metazoa, Chordata, Aves, Falconiformes, Falconidae.